Molecule: messenger RNA, 1609 nt
Organism: Contarinia nasturtii (swede midge)
Lineage: Eukaryota; Metazoa; Arthropoda; Insecta; Diptera; Cecidomyiidae
Gene: red
Product: lysM and putative peptidoglycan-binding domain-containing protein 2
Exons: 4
Coding region: 365-1099 (244 amino acids)
Source: RefSeq, a predicted model, not a curated record
AAAUACACAGCUGUUUCAAUUCAAAUAUUCAAUUGAUAUCUUAUCCUUAUCACAUAAAAAAUCUUGGACCCUGUCAAAUUCCAUCCAAUGUUUUUUGUUCGUCCACGUUCCGAAUCAAAUCAGCAAAUAGACGUCUGAUUAUCAAACAACCGAACCCAACACGAUUUAUUGUUAUUUGUGUUAUUUGGUGUGUGGCGUUGACAGUGAAUUGAAGAGCGUUCGCGCGAAAGGAGCGACUGAGCGAUAGCGAGAAAGUGAGAGAGAGGCUUUGAAUGACAGUAGUUUUGAAGAGUGUACUAGAUAAUUCAUAUUUAAAUGGUGAGAGGUAAAAGUGCAGGCAUAUGUGGCGCUCAUCGUCGUAGCUAUGGAAAGCGAUAAUUUGUUCAACGAACGACAAUCCAUUCGGGACUCGGCUCGUCAACUGAAAAAAUAUGGAAGCACUUGUAAUCACGUUCGGAAUAAUGAAUAUCUAAUACGUCACAAUCUACAACAAACUGAUACAUUGCAAGGAAUUGCAUUGAAAUAUGGAUGUACGACAGAACAAAUUCGACGGGUCAAUCGUUUAUUUGCUCAAGAUAGUCUAUUUCUGCGGCAAUAUCUAAUGAUACCAGUUGAUCGUGACACAUCACUUCAACACAAUCAGAUAAUGAAAUCUAUGCCAGCAAAUGCAAACAAUGAUUCGGAAACAUCAACAGCAUUUGCCGGCCAAUCAUCACACUUGGUUACAACAGCUGCAUCGACAACAACUAGCAACUCAACCAUAGCCAAUUUAAAUGAUAAUAUACUUAGUCCAGAAGAGGAGAGUAAAAAAUCGAUCGAAGAUUUUCUGGGUAAAAUCGAUUCGAACCUUGCAAAAACAAAGAAAUAUGUAAAAAAUAGCCAAAGUAGCUUAGAUAAAUUAGCAUCAAUUGAAGAUAAUAAUUUUCAAGAAAAUACACACUCAGCAGCUGCAUAUGCGCUUUCAUCAUCAUAUCACAGUGGCGGUUAUGGUGGGGCCGGUACAAGCAAUGGCACUCAAUUGGUCGUUACACACGGCAAACGAGUGAAAAGUUCAUUACAUCGAUUAGAAGAGCAACAAGAUGAAUUCUAUCAACUAUAGUUUAUUGGUCACCGCCAUUCGUUCGGAAGAUGAUGAAUAAUUCCAAAAAAUAUAUAUAUUGUAAUGAAAUUUAUUGCCACACAAACAAACUACAUCGCAAACCUCGUGAUAUUCUAGGUAACAAAAUCCGAAUUCGAUCAUGACCUAUGAGCUGCAAUCUUUUUUCAGUUAGAACGAUUGAAAUAUAUACAAAACAAAAACCCAUAUACACAAAACAUACAAUAAACCAAUCAAAGUUCAAAUAAAAAUGUACCAAACUAUAGGAACAAAGCAACUUGUAAAUUUCAACCGAACUAAUAUUGCUAGCAUUAAGUGCACCAAAUAAUUGAAAAAAAAAACACUACAAAAUUCAAACACAAACACAAACCCAACGGAUAUAUGAUGAAGAGUUUUGCUCUGGAACAAAAAAAAAAAACCUAAUGAGAGUGUUAUGUAUGGUGAAUUAACACACCAUCAGCUGUAUAAAUAACUGAAGAAUAAAGAUAUAAUCCAAUAUGUUGUUAACUUUAA